GCCAGCAUGGGCUGCGCCCCGAGCAUCCACGUCUCCGAGGACCGGCCGGUGUACCAGGGCGGCAAAGAGGCCGGGGACGCGCCGGGCCCCGCGGCGGCGCCCCCGUCGUCCGGCGAGCCGCGCCUCCCCCAGGGCCCCAAGACGGCCGUCCAGCCGGGGACCCGCGGCACCCCCAGCCUCGUGGAGUCCGAGCCUCGCGACGGCAGCAGCAAGAAGGUAGCAAUAGCUGAUGUGCAGUUUGGUCCCAUGAGAUUUCAUCAAGAUCAGCUUCAGGUACUUUUAGUGUUUACCAAAGAAGAUAGCCAGUGUAAUGGAUUCUGCAGGGCGUGUGAAAAAGCAGGGUUUAAAUGUACGGUCACUAAGGAGGCCCAGGCCGUCCUGGCCUGUUUCCUGGACAAGCAUCAUGAUAUCAUCAUCAUAGACCACAGGAACCCGCGGCAGCUGGAUGCAGAGGCACUGUGCAGAUCUAUCAGAUCAUCAAAACUCUCAGAAAACACGGUUAUUGUUGGCGUUGUACGCAGGGCGGAUAAGGAGGAGCUGUCUGUCAUGCCCUUGAUCGCCGCUGGCUUCACCAGGAGGUACAUAGAGAACCCCAACAUCACGGCCUGUUACAACGAGCUACUGCAGCUGGAGUUUGGAGAGGUGCGGUCGCAGCUAAAACUCAGGGCUUGUAACUCAAUAUUCACUGCGUUAGAGAAAAGCCAAGAAGCCAUUGAAAUCACAAGUGAAGACCACAUUAUACAGUACGCAAAUCCUGCAUUUGAAACAACAAUGGGUUAUCAGUCGGGUGAAUUAAUAGGAAAGGAAUUAGCAGAAGUGCCUAUAAACGAAAAAAAGGCCGACUUGCUGGAUACUAUAAAUUCAUGCAUCAGGAUAGGCAAGGAAUGGCAAGGAAUUCACUAUGCCAAAAAGAAAAAUGGAGAUAAUAUACAACAAAAUGUGAAGAUAAUACCUGUUGUUGGACAGGGAGGAAAAAUUAGACACUAUGUGUCCAUUAUCAGAAUGUGCAACGGCAACAACAAGGCUGAGAAAAUACCUGAAGUUGUUCAGUCUGAAACUCCAGCAGAUAACCAGACGGGCAAGCACCGAGACAGGAGGAAAGGCUCCCUGGACGUCCGAGCUCUCGCUUCGCGGACAAACGAAGUGUCCAGCCAGCGACGCCACUCCUCCAUGGCCCGCAUCCAUUCCAUGACGAUUGAGGCGCCCAUCACCAAGGUGAUCAAUAUCAUCAAUGCGGCACAGGAAAGCAGCCCCGUGCCUGUGACAGAAGCCUUGGACCGUGUGUUGGAAAUCCUGAGAACCACUGAGCUAUAUUCUCCCCAGUUUGGCGUUAAGGAUGACGACCCCCAUGCCAAUGACCUCGUUGGGGGCUUAAUGUCUGAUGGUUUGCGGAGGCUGUCGGGGAAUGAAUACGUCCUUUCAUCCAAAAGCCUCUCCCAGGUUUCCAGCAGCGUGAUCGCUCCCACCACCCUGCACGACAUCCCGCCGCGGAUAGCUCGGGCCAUGGAAGAUGAGGAAACCUGGGACUUCAACAUUUUUGAACUGGAGGCUGCCACGCAGAACAGGCCUUUGAUUUACCUUGGUCUCAAAACUUUUGCUCGCUUUGGAAUCUGUGAAUUCUUAAACUGCUCAGAGUCAACACUGAGAUCAUGGCUACAGAUCAUUGAAGCCAAUUACCACUCUUCCAACCCCUACCACAACUCCACGCAUUCCGCCGACGUGCUGCAUGCCACCGCCUACUUCCUCUCCAAGGAGAGGGUCAAGAAAACUUUAGACCCGAUCGAUGAGGUAGCCGCCCUCAUUGCUGCCACAAUUCACGAUGUGGACCACCCUGGGAGGACCAACUCCUUCCUGUGCAACGCCGGGAGUGAGCUGGCCGUCCUGUACAACGACAUCGCUGUGCUGGAGAGCCACCACUCGGCCUUGGCCUUCCAGCUGACCAUGGGAGAUGACAAGUGCAACAUCUUUAAAAACAUGGAGAGGAAUGAUUACCGGACACUGCGUCAGGGCAUUGUGGACAUGGUGCUGGCCACAGAGAUGACGAAGCACUUCGAGCACGUCAACAAAUUUGUCAACAGCAUCAACAAGCCCUUGGCGGCCCUGGAAGAAGCUGGGGAGACUGAGAAAGACCACGAGGCUAUAAACGCUAUGCUCAGAACUCCAGAGAACCGAACCCUAAUCAAACGGAUGCUGAUCAAGUGUGCCGAUGUGUCCAACCCCUGCCGGCCGCUGGACUACUGCAUCGAGUGGGCCGCUCGCAUUUCAGAAGAGUACUUUGCUCAGACAGAUGAAGAGAAGCGGCUGGGCUUACCCGUGGUGAUGCCCGUGUUCGACCGGAACACUUGCAGCAUCCCCAAGUCCCAGAUCUCCUUCAUCGACUACUUCAUCACCGACAUGUUCGACGCCUGGGACGCCUUUGUCGACCUCCCGGGUCUCAUGCAGCACCUGGACAACAACUUCAAGUACUGGAAAGGACUGGACGAGAUGAAGCUGCUGAGUCUGCGGCCUCCCCCGGAGUGCGAGAAGGGGCACCCCGAGGACGAGCCCGGGGCCGGGACAGGCCUGGGCCCCUGACCCGCGGCCCUCCCUCGCUGGGAGUUCCCGAGGGCAGCCGACCCACCUCCUGCGCGGGGGUCACUAGCAGCAGAGCCCCCCGAGGAACCUCCAGCCGGCCGUGCAGCCGCUGCCCGGUGGGGCGCAGCUCCGGAGCCCCGGGCACUCGCAGGGCCCAGAGCACACGCUGGAACACUACUGAAAAGUGACUUCUCUGAGAGCCGAGUAGCAGGUGAAAAAUAAGAGGAAAUUGUCGAAGCUGAUUAUUACUCUCAAUUAUUAUCAAAAUGUUUUAUUUAUUUUAUUAGGAGUUGAAUAUUUUCUAUGAAUUUAAAAAUCCUUCAAUGCCAAAGCCCGCUCCUAAUGCCAUGACCAAAUCUGUGUGACUCGUAUCCAUUAAAUAUGCAUUAUUCUUGGUGUACACUUAUUUUCAUAAUGCAAACUUAAAACAUUAUGACACAUUUUUAUUGCACUACGGAAACGUGUGUACCUUCAGCUCCGUGGAUGUUCCGUGGGUCGCGGGGGAGCCAGGCCGGCCUCCCAGAGGGCACGAUGCGGGCUCUGGCGCCCCCUGGUGCUCCGUGAGCAUCACAGCGACUCCACGCGCAAAGCUGCACUCCUCGGUAUGCUAAGUGAGGGGUUACCCCUUUUUUCCUGAAAUUUUAUAUAUGAAUUUCCAAAACAUCUGCCUUAUUUUAUACUGUUUCUAUAAAAGAUAUUCCUUAUAAAGAAAACAAGAGCAAAAGUGGAGUAUUUCAUGAGUUGACACUUUAUAACCAACCUGCUUUUCACCCACCAGUGGGAAUUGUUUUUUGAGUCAAGAAAUUUAUAAAUGCCUCUGUAUGGUCACAUUUUGAAUAAGCAUAAUACCACGAAAAAAUGACACCUGAUGACUUGUCAAUGUGUUUGCUGUUGUUUUAAACGUGUCUAUUUUUUCCAGGCCAAAGAAAAAAAAUGAAAUUAAACUAUUUGUUU
Ochotona curzoniae (black-lipped pika) is the source of this 3528-nucleotide messenger RNA. It is a transcript of the gene PDE8A, whose product is annotated as phosphodiesterase 8A. Bases 7 to 2574 code for a protein of 855 amino acids. The transcript has 22 exons. Gene Ontology annotation, molecular function: 3',5'-cyclic-AMP phosphodiesterase activity. NCBI's taxonomy places the organism in Eukaryota, Metazoa, Chordata, Mammalia, Lagomorpha, Ochotonidae. Gene Ontology annotation, biological process: signal transduction; regulation of DNA-templated transcription; positive regulation of ERK1 and ERK2 cascade. The record is from RefSeq and is a predicted model, not a curated record.